Messenger RNA from Cydia fagiglandana, 2264 nucleotides. It is a transcript of the gene NPLP1, whose product is annotated as neuropeptide-like precursor 1. The record is from RefSeq and is a predicted model, not a curated record. The coding region runs from base 118 to 1560 and encodes 480 amino acids. The transcript is spliced from 6 exons. NCBI's taxonomy places the organism in Eukaryota, Metazoa, Arthropoda, Insecta, Lepidoptera, Tortricidae.
CAACUCGCCACCAUUCCCGUAGUCCUUAUCUGCUGCGCCUGAAAACGGGCGGGAAACGCAAGAUAACUUUCCAGAAGUUUUACAAAGUGCAGUGGCGGAGGAUUUGAAUUUUUUAAUAUGAGGGAAUUUCGUGGGAUGAGUACAGCAAGAAAUCGCGGUUGCCUAUUACUGGUUGCCGCGGUGGUUCUGGCCUUCUCUUCUUACAUUGACCAGGUGGUGAGCAUGCCCGCUUUGUCAGCUCCAAAUCAAUGGCCCACAUUUCCCAGAAGAAAUAUAGCCGCUCUAGCUAGAGCAGGUUAUUUGAGAGGAAGCUCCGCAGCUACUUUUAAAAGAAGCAUUUCGACUUUAGCAAAAAAUGGAAUGCUUCCCACUUUUAGAGCACCGUACGAUGAAGCCGACAAACAAGAUGCUGACGACGGGGAGUCCCAUGAGAAACGAAACUUGGCUUCAAUAGCCCGAUUGCGGAGCUAUUCCGCCAUGAAACGGAACAUCCAGGCGCUGGCCAGAGAUGGUGGUUAUCGCGGAAGCGGGAGAGCUCAGUACAGCCAGCAAGCCGAUAAGCGUAAUGUAGCCGCCUUGGCUCGCAAUGGGAUGAUACACUUGCACAAAAAGGACAUGCCUGGUGGCGAUGAAUAUUACUUCCCCUUUUAUCAGAACCCUGUAGAGCCACCCUCCGACAUCGACGCUAACGAAAUAUACGACUGGCAACAAAUCGUAAAUCCGGACAUGUUCCCUCCCCUGUCACAAGUUUACAAGCGGGGUGGUCCCAUGCCUCAAAGUGAAUAUGAAAACCCAGAUGAGAAUGACUACGCUGGGUACGGAACUCCUUCUGAAAUGGAUGACAAUUGGUAUUUUAAACGAGGGUCCGCUGGCUUGCCGGUGUUGGGAAUGUAUAGGCCUACCAUAGGAGACCAAAGUACCAGGACUAAAAGGUACAUUCUUUCUCUCCCCGAUGUCAUUGAUAGGAAUGACAUUCAUGACUCCGAGGACACAGAAAAUGAGGACAAACGAUCCGUAGAUGAUGAUGACGAUGUGCGUGAAAAAUUUGCAAAGCGGCACAUUGGGUCACUGGCCCGGUUAGGCUUACUACCGUCAUUUAGGUUUUCAGGCGGACGCUAUAGUAGGUCUGGCCGCGCUAGGCUGCUAUGGCCUAGUCAGGAAUUGUACAGGAAGCAUUCCCCUGACGAGAAUUUCGGAAUUAGGCAAUAUAUCCCUAGUGCCGAAGCUGAGCCAGAUACAGACAACGCCGACUUACCGCCGCCGCCAGUACUUGCUCACACGCACCCGACCGGCCGCCUCCUCCACCGACCAUUAGACAACGAUGUGCCCAACGAUGUGUCCAGCCCUUUGCCAUCGCCCCCUAAUUCCUUAGAAUCCUUCGCUAAGAACCGGUGGCAACCCAACACCAAGGAAAUCCCCAAGUUCUAUUACUUUAGGUCGCUCAAACUUCCCUAUCACAACUCGGGUAAGCGAUACCUGUUGCUGCCAGCCGUCGAUAAUAUUCUCCUGAGGAAGAACUACCCCAACAGCAGUCUGCCGGGUCGACGCAAGAAUCAGUAGCCAUGUAACUGUCGGCUGAGCGGCGGCGCGCGAUAACUCAUUUGAAGCCUGACUAUACUACGGACAUUAUAUCUAAAUAGGCGUAGCCUGUACAUUUAAGGGUAAAGAUGUGGCUACGGCUAAAAUAAGUAUACACGACCUUAUUGUCAUAAAAUUAAGGUUGAGUAAACGUAUUUUUGGUAAAUUGGUUACAUCGAUAUUUUGACCCUUGAUUGUACUGCGUACGUGUGACUUAUGCCAUGUCACGGGUUUUUGAAUGACUGUAAAAGGUAAGGUCAAGUUUUGCGAUUCAUAUUUUUAAAGCUGACAUAACAUCUCUUCAUCUUAGGUUGGGAAAAAAAGAUUGGAUUCAGCCCUUGUUUUUGAAUGUACUGAAUAAAGCAUUUUCUAUUGCCGAUGGCAUGUACGUUAGGUGCAAUUGGGUGACUAUUUAGAUAUAUGUUUGAGGAUUUCACCAUCUGCACAAUACUAAGGCAUGUAACGAUCAAAUUCAUCGUGGUAUUCUUUCCGUUGUGUAGUGUAAAUGGUUGAAAAUCCGUUAUCGCAGGCGCGCCUCAUGCUCAAGCUGGAAAAACUAAAACAACUAAGGGUACCUUUCCAUCUAGUAUUGUACCGAUGGACUCAAUUAAUUGAUGGGAACCAGUUAGAUCAAUUAUAUUAUACUAGAUGAUGAAUAAAUUACUUUUUUCCUGUAAGUUCUCUUA